CUUGCGUUUGUUGACAUCGUUGUUGAUAGUAUAAAAAAAUAUCGUGUUUUCAUAUAAAAUCAUUAUUCAUAAGUUUAUAAUUGUAUGUGCUUGUAAUUGUGAUAAAUAAUUAAGAAUGAAUGGAACAAUUGAAAAAUCAAGUACUGUGCUAGAAGCAACAGAUACUUUUGAUGAUGAUUACAAUGAUCAAAUUGAUUCUGAUGAAGAAGGUGGUGUAAGAAUAGAUGAAGAUAUUUAUAUACCACCACCUCCACACAAAAUUCAAGAUAACAAUAAUGAUGGUGCUAGACUUAUUAUUAAUAAAAUUGUAAAUACAAAUUUUAAAAGUUAUGCUGGUGAUGUUGUAAUUGGACCAUUUAAUAAUUGUUUUACAUCAAUUGUUGGACCAAAUGGUAGUGGUAAAAGUAAUGUUAUUGAUUCAAUGCUAUUUGUUUUUGGCUAUAGAGCAUCAAAAAUACGUUCUAAAAAAGUAUCAUCAUUAAUUCAUAAUUCCAGUCAACAUCCAAAUAUAAAUAAAUGUUCAGUAACUGUUUAUUUUCAAAAAAUUAUUGACAGAGAUAAUGAUAAACAUGACGUUGUACCAAAUAGUGAUAUUGUUAUUUCAAGAACAGCAUUUAAAGAUAGUACAUCGUAUUAUGAGCUUAAUGGUCAACGUGUACAUUUUAAAGAAAUUGGAAAAUUAUUGAGAAAAGAAGGAGUUGAUUUAGAUCACAAUAGAUUUUUAAUUCUUCAAGGUGAAGUUGAACAAAUAUCUAUGAUGAAACCUAAAAGUCAAAAUGGACAAGAUACUGGAAUGCUUGAAUUUCUUGAAGAUAUAAUUGGUACAACAAGAUACAAAAUACCACUUGAAAAAUUAAUGGAAAAAAUUGAUUAUUUAAAUGAAAAAGUAUGUGAAAAACAAAAUCGUUUAAAUAUUGUUGAAAAAGAAAGAGAAAAUUUACGUGAACCAAUGCAAGUUGCUGUUGAUUAUUUAAAAUUAGAAAAUAUUAUAACAAAAUUACAACAUAAAUUAUGUCAUUGUAAAAAAUAUGAUGCCAUUGAAAAAUUAAAUAAAAAAAAUAUAAAUCAUCAACAAUUAGAAAAUGAAGCUGAUGAUUUAAAAAAAGAAAAAGAAGCUUUAGAUAAAGAAAAAGAUAUUAUUCAUCGUGAAAUGAAAGAAAAAGGUAAAAAAUGGAAUUCUACACAAGUUAAAAGAGAUGAAGCAUCAGCAAAAUAUGAAGAAAUUAAUAAAACUGAUCAAGCAAUGCAUGCUGAAUUAAUUGAAACAAAUAAAAGAAGAAAAAUAAAUAUUGCAAGUGUUAAUAGUGAAAAUGAAAAAUUAAAAGAAUUAUCACAAAUACCAGAUAAUAAUGCACAAACAAUUGAAGAAUUUGAAGUACUUAUAACUCGUCAUACAACAAAUCGUGAAAAAGAAGAAUUAAUAUUCAAUGAAUUACUUGGAAGUUUAAAGGAAAAAACAGAACCAUUAAUGAAAAAACGUACAGAUCUUGAGACAAAAUUAAUAACACAACGUAAACAAUUAAAUGAUGCUAAAGCAAAAUUUGAUUUAGCUGAAUCUGAGCUUAAAAUUUAUACAACUGUUGAAUUAACUGAAAAAGAAAAGUUAAAAAAUCUACAAGAAACACUUGAAUCAUCAUCAAAAACUCUGGAAAAUCGUAAAGAACAAAUGGAAUUAUUGAAAAAUAAAAUACCAACAACACAAAAGCUACUUGAUGAUGCAAAAAAUGAAUUAAAUAUAAUAAAAAAAAAAGAAACAACAUUAUCUGAUAAACUAAAAAAUAUGAGAGUUAUUUAUCAUGAAAAAAAAUGUUCUAUGAAUGCUAAUAAAUCAAGAAAUAAAGUAAUUGAAUCAUUAAUGAAAGCUAAAAAUGAUGGACUAAUACCUGGUAUAUAUGGUAGACUUGGUGAUCUUGGUGCAAUUGAUGCAAAAUAUGAUGUUGCAAUAUCUACAGCAUGUGGUCCACUUGAUCAUGUUGUUGUUGAUACUGUUGACACAGCACAAAAUUGUAUUAAAUAUUUACGUGAUAAUAAUAUUGGACGUGCAUCAUUUAUUCCAUUAGAAAAACAAAAUAAAUUUAUUAAAAAUUGUUCACAAAAAAUUUCUACACCAGAAAAUGUUAUACGUUUAUUUGAUCUUAUUAAAGUUGAAAAUUCAAAUGUAUUACCAGCAUUUUAUUUUGGUUUACGUGAUACAUUGGUAACUGAUGAUUUAAAUCAAGCAACAAGAAUAGCAUAUGGUGAACAACGUUACAGAGUUGUAACAUUAAAAGGUGAAUUAAUUGAAACAUCAGGAACAAUGAGUGGUGGUGGUGGUAAUGUAUUUCGUGGUAGAAUGGGUCAAUCAAUUAAAAGAAAUGAACCAACACCAGUUGAAAUUGAAAAACUUGAAGCUGAUUUAGAUGUAAUUUUUAAUGAAUGUAAUAGUUUACAAAAAAAAUUACCAUCAUUAGAAGAAAAAGUAAAAACACUGCUAAAAUCAUAUGAAGAAAUGACAAUAAAUAGAGAUAAAUAUGAAAUUGAAAUAAAAACAUUAUCUGAACAAGUACCAUCACUUGAAACACAAUUAAAAUUACAAAUAAUUAAAGCAAAUCAAGCAGUAUCAAGUAGUGAACGUGUUGAUGAAUUAACAAAUGUUGUUGAUAGUACACGUGAAAAUUUAGAUAAAAUAAAAAAACAAUCAGAAUCACUUGAAAAUGAAGUUGACAGAAUAAAUAAAGCAAUUGAUGAUUUAUCUGGUGGUAAAAUAAAAGAACAACAAAAAAAAAUUACAAAUUUAGAUAAAUCAAUUGAUAAAGCUAAAACAGAAAUUUGUCGUCUUCAAGUUGCCAUUAAAACAGCUCAUAGAAAUUCACAAAAAACACGUGAAAAAAUUGUAACACUUGAAGCAGAUGUUAAAUCAUGUGAACAACGUAUUAAAAAUAUACAAAAUGAAAAAAUAAAUCUUGAAGAACAAGCUAAAAUACUUAUUAAAGAAAUUAAGCUAUAUGAUGAAUCAUUAGCUGAACGUGAUGAAUUAAAUUUAACAUUAAAAAAACAACUUGAUGAAUUGAUAAAUCAAGAAACAAAUAUUAAAGCAUUAAAAAUUGAUCUUGAUGAAAAAUUAUCAACAAGUAAAAAAUUCAUUGAUGAGUUGACAUUAAAAAUUAAAGAUUAUAAUAAACAAAUUUCUAAUUUAAAAUUAAAUAAAAUACCAGAUAAAGAAGAUAAAUUGUUGACUGAUUUAACUGAUGAUAUUGUUUCACAACUUGAUGCAAGAACAAUUGCAGCAAAUCUUGCUGCAGCUAAAGAACGUCUUCCUCAAGAAAUACCAAAUAUGAAAUUAAUUGAAGAAUAUAUGGAAAUAAAUAAUUUAUAUAAAAAACGUUUUGAUGAUCUUGAAAAAGUUACUGAUUGUCGUAAUAAAUUAAGAUCAGCAUAUGAUGAAGCAAAAAAACGUCGUUUUGAUGAAUUUAAUAUUGGCUUUUCAAUGAUAACAAAACGUCUUGAAGAAAUGUAUCAAAUGAUAACACUUGGUGGUGCUGCUGUAUUAGAACUUGUUGAUUCAUUAGAUCCAUUUACUGAGGGUGUUGUAUUUAGUGUUAGACCACCUAAAAAAUCAUGGAAAAAUAUAAGUAAUUUAAGUGGUGGUGAAAAAACACUUAGUUCACUUGCUCUUGUAUUUGCAUUACAUCAUUAUAAACCAACACCACUUUAUUUUAUGGAUGAAAUUGAUGCUGCAUUAGAUUUUAAAAAUGUAUCAAUUGUUGGACGUUAUAUUAAAGAACGUACUAAAAAUGCACAAUUUAUUAUUAUCAGUUUACGUGCUGAAAUGUUUGAACUUGCUGAUACACUUGUUGGUAUUUAUAAAACUUUUAAUGCAACAAAAUGUGCACCAAUUAUUUUAAAAUUAUUAUAUCAAACAAAUGAUAAAAUUGCUGAGUAUGAAAAUGAAAAAAAACAUAUACGACAACCAUUAAUAUCACAAGCUAUUGCUGUGGAAUAAUUAUUGAUACAUACUUGACGAAAAAUAUCCAAUUGGUUGUUUAUCUUUUUUACAAUAAAUAUCUAUAACAACAAAAGCAAUAA
This is a messenger RNA of Aphidius gifuensis, 4065 nucleotides long. RefSeq names its product structural maintenance of chromosomes protein 4-like. The transcript has 2 exons. Gene Ontology annotation, cellular component: chromosome. The record is from RefSeq and is a predicted model, not a curated record. Gene Ontology annotation, molecular function: ATP hydrolysis activity; protein binding; ATP binding. Lineage: Eukaryota; Metazoa; Arthropoda; Insecta; Hymenoptera; Braconidae. Bases 116 to 3982 code for a protein of 1288 amino acids. Gene Ontology annotation, biological process: mitotic chromosome condensation.